GGGAUUGAGCCAGUUCAGGCCAGCCUGCUGCUCUGACUCUCCUUCUCUCCUUUUCUUUUCCCUCUCACUCUCUCUUCCUGUCCUGUCUGUUUAAGGAGUGAACGAUUGGGAAAUUCCUUCAAGCUACUUUACUUCAGGUUUCUCUGGGAUUUAAACAUGCACACUGAGGCUUUGGUACAGUCCAUUUUGAUGCCAUUGUUUCUGAUUCUGCUCACUACGGUGGAGGACACUUUGUUACAAUCGGUGAGCCAGGUGGGUGGUGUGUGCAAGCUGUCCACAGAGUCGUCCCUGCGCCGCUGCCGGACACCUGAUGGCAAGAUCUGCAGUGGGAGGGGCAAGUGUGACUGCGGCAUUUGCGUCUGCGAGGCCACAGAUCCAGGGAAAUUCUACGGUCCACGCUGCGAUUGCCACGACUGGGUCUGUUCUACAUAUAAUGGGAAAACUUGCAACGACCGCGGCUACUGUGACUGUGGGAUGUGUGAGUGUGAUGAAGGCUGGUUUGGAGAUGUGUGCCAGUUCCAGGAGGACUGUAACCUACCCAGCAAGAAGAGCAAAGAGCUUUGCAAAAACACACAAGGGGUGGUGUGCUCCAACAGAGGAACUUGCCACUGUGGGAGCUGCAUGUGUAACAAUAAGGACAGCAAGGGUCUGGUGACGGGACAUUAUUGUGAGUGUGAUGACAGCGAGUGUCUGGACGAGGACAACGGAGAGGUGUGUGGAGGCCAUGGCCAGUGUUACUGUGGAAACUGUUACUGUGCUGCUGGUUGGCAUGGAGACAAAUGUGAAUUCCAGUGUGACAUCAGCCCAUGGGAAAGCAAGCGGAGAUGCACGUCUCCAGAUGGGAAAAUCUGCAGCAACAGAGGGACCUGUGUGUGUGGGGAGUGUAACUGUCACGAUGUAGAUCCCUCUGGCGACUGGGGAGAUAUCCAUGGAGACACCUGUGAGUGCGAUGAGAGGAACUGUCAUGCAACCUACGACCGAUACACGGAUGACUUCUGCUCAGGUCAUGGACAGUGUAAUUGUGGCAGGUGUGACUGCAAAGAGGGAUGGGCUGGGAAGAAAUGCGAGCAUCCUCUGUCCUGCUCCCUGUCUCUGGAGAGCAGCAUGAAGAAGUGUCGAGGAACGUCCAAUUUGUCCUGCUUCGGACGAGGUCAAUGCCAGUGUGGACAGUGUACCUGCUAUCCACCCGGAGACAGUCGUGUUCAUGGCAAGAACUGUGAGUGUGACGACCGUCAGUGUGAGAACAUCAGUGGGGAGGUCUGUGGAGGUCACGGUUACUGUUCGUGCGGACGCUGCAUCUGCGAGGAGGGCUGGUUCGGGAAGCUGUGCCAGUUCCCAAGGUCUUGUGACCUGAGCGAGGAUCAGAGCAAGGAGCUUUGUGAGACUUCAGACAACCUCAUGUGCAGUGGAAAAGGUUCCUGUCACUGUGGCCAAUGUAUCUGCCGCCCCCAAGACUGGUGGGUGUCUGGAGAGUACUGCGAGUGUGACGACAGAGAGUGUGACAAACAUGACGGCCUCAUCUGCACAGGGAAUGGAUUGUGCAAUUGCGGCAACUGUGAGUGCUGGGACGGCUGGAUGGGGAACGCUUGUGAGAUCUGGGUAGGAGCAGAAUACUGAGGAGGAGAGGAUACUGCUGUUAGGAGACAGGAGGCCUGGCUGCCCGGAGCGACCAGGAGCACCGCCCAUGGUCGGCCAGAAAAAACCACGGGAGGAGGAAGAGGAAAAAAUCUAAACAUGGAUGUAAUUCCGCAUAUCAUUAACAUACAGAGUUUGAUUGUACUGGUUACAAAGGAUCCUUAUAAAACGGAGUAUUGUAGGUGCUAAAGAAACAUAUUGCCAUGUAAUCUGUAAUAUGAUUCCAAAAUUGUUUUUUUUAAAUGUAGGAAUGCAGCUACAGUACAUGACAAAUAUUAUUAUUAAAGUGACAUUUUUGCAAUAUGAUAAAUACAAUUGGUGCUAAUGUAAAUCACUACAGAGGGGUGUGUUGGAAAAUUUGGACUGCAAGUUCACUCGAAAGAUCGUACCAGGAGUUACUGUUUGAGGUUUUUAUUUCUUUUUAAUAAUAAAACAUUAAUGUGCCGCAUGACACAACAUUUUGCAUGGAAAACAAUGCGAAGACCUUAAUCAUACAUGGUUACAAAUUUGUUAUAACAUGACAUAACUCCAAUGGGCAUACUUGCAAUGGUAUAUAUAUUUUUUUGAAAAUAAAUCAUUUAAAUAGUGCCUUUUUUUCUCCGCCGGGAAAUCAAACCAAACAACCCGCCAUGACAACCACACUGUACUGAAGGUACGCGAUGGACACAUCUCACUCAACACACACUAGUGACAAGGUUAAAUUCUAAGUGGAGGAAACAAAGAGAGGGCAUACAUAGUUCAGUUGUGGCAUGCUGGAUGUCCAUGUCACCUCAAAGAAUAGCAUCAGGGGAUGAGAGCUGCAUUGACACAAGAGCUCAGUCACUGCUUGAAAAGAGGACCAAUAAGAAGUCACAAAGAAAAUUUAAUGUAAAUUCUACUUUGGCCUUUUUCAUGCUUAAACUAGCCAACCCUUCUAUUUUCUUUGCCCCCUCAAAAAUGACUGGUGCAAUAAUAUACUGCACACUAUAUUGCAUUAAGUAUGUUACUGACAUUACAGUACACCUUUAUAUAAAUAUUUUAUUCAAUAUGUUGUAUAUGUUGUAUACAACAAACACAAACUGUAUAGUGUAGACAAACUCGUUGCAUAUAUGUAUGUAAAAUUAGCGGUACAUACCAACAGUUCUUGAUAGACAUAGCCUACUACAUGCAGUUCAUCGAUGCCAUCCUCUCCCCAUGCAACAGAUGGGACAACACACAAAAUAAGAGGUUUCAAAACAGAGGCAAACGAAAUUUGUUAGAAGAUUCUUGUUACACAUCAGAAGAAAGGGGGGACAAAGCAAACGUGAGCGGUAUCAGGACACGACAUCACGCACAACCCGUAUACAAGAGAAAAAUAAGGACUAACCAAAAAACGGUGGGCUACAGAGAUCCAAACAGAGAUGUACAUUUACACACCGGUCAUUUACAAAAAUAAAGUCAGCCUCGGAGGAGCCAGUUAUCUGGAGGGCAAGGCUGGGGCAGCAGCCAGCCCAGCAUGUAGAGUUUGUAAGAGUCGAGGAUGAUGGGCUGUAAUGAGGACACAACAUCAUCCCCAAACACAACUACAGUGGUUUUCAGCUCGUGUGUAUAGUACGUCAUAUUUGUUAUCAACAGCUUUGUACAGACAAAUAUUGAAUCCUCACUAAUGUGCUUUGAUGUGCUGUAAUAAGAAAUGAUCCUGUGUAAUCCCAAUAAACUCCGAAAAUUAUAUUCACCAAA
Messenger RNA from Eleginops maclovinus (Patagonian blennie), 3333 nucleotides. RefSeq names its product integrin, beta-like 1 (gene itgbl1). Gene Ontology annotation, biological process: cell adhesion mediated by integrin; cell-matrix adhesion; cell migration. The record is from RefSeq and is a predicted model, not a curated record. Gene Ontology annotation, cellular component: integrin complex; cell surface; focal adhesion. Gene Ontology annotation, molecular function: integrin binding. The transcript is spliced from 11 exons. The coding region runs from base 157 to 1617 and encodes 486 amino acids. NCBI's taxonomy places the organism in Eukaryota, Metazoa, Chordata, Actinopteri, Perciformes, Eleginopidae.